AUGUCCGCUUCGCCGGAACCAUAUCUACUGGCAUCGACCAUUCUCACCCCGGAAGAACUACCCAAACUCGCCCUCGUCACCUACGAUCCCUCAGCAUCUCACAACGAUGACGCAAGUGGCAGCCAAUCACCAACACCACCACCCCACACGCAGCGCAUCUUUGUCAUUGUCUCCAAUGUCUCCUUCGGUGUAGAGCAGUCGUGCGUGCUCGUCAUCAAGCCACGCCGAAAGGAUCCAACCACGGCAGUCCUGCUUGAAGCGAUACCCAUCCUGCCAGAUCUCAAGAUCGAAAUUGAACCGCAGCAGGGGUUGACCGCAUCCGCGGCUACUCCUCGCAAUCAUCCUCCAGCAGCGACGACGUUGGGACUGUCGAGCUUGCCGCAGACUUUGCCGACGAUACAUGCGCUGUUGGAAAGUGUGGUGCCGGAUCUGUUCGAUAGCAAGGCGGUGGAUAGCUCGAAUGCUGCGUUGAAGCUGACGCUUUCGCAUGGUAGCCAGGCUGCGUCGGGUAUGACGAGCGAUGCCAGGGGGUUGAAGGAUUUCCUGAGCGUGUUGAAGGAUCUGCUCAAGGUGGCGCAGGAGCAUUCGUUCGAGGAGGACAAGACGCAUGGGUGGAUGAAGGCGUAUACGGAAGAGCUCUCUCACCAUUCCGCAUCGCAUGUGGGCGCAGCAUCGCAACUCGACACACCUAUCUUUUCACGCUUCACAAACAGCGCUUUCCUCCCCAGCAACGCUGCAGCACACAUCGCACGUCCCGCAUCUCCAACCGCCUCCGACAUCCGCAUCUCCGUAGGCACGUUCAACGUCAACAGCCACCUCCCUCCGGACGACAUCCCCACCAUCAUCGGUCUCAAGAAAUGGAUCAAAGCGGAACAGGAUCCCGACCUCAUCGUCCUAGGUUUUCAGGAAGUGGACAACUCCAGCGGAGCGUACCUCUACCACUCCCCCGCCAAGGAGGAUGCGUGGGUGCGUGCGAUCACGAGGGCGCUGGGAAGACGCAGCGAAAAGUACUGCAAGUUGGCGUCGAAGCAGUUGGUCGGGUUGAUGGUGUUGGUGUUUGCAAGGGAAGGGUUGGAGGUGGACGAGGUGGCGACGGCGAGCGUCGGGGUGGGGUUGGGUGGGUUUGUGGCGAACAAGGGGGCGGUGGCGGUGAGGAUGGGGGUGGGGGAGAGGACGAUUUGUUUUGUGAACUCGCAUCUGUCGGCGAUGGAGGGAUUGCAGGCGAUGGAGAGGAGGUGUUGGGAUUGGAGCGAGGUGUACAAGAGGUUGCGGUUUAGGUUGGAGAGGGACAAGGUGGAUUUCUGGGAGACACCCAAAGGGGAGGGGGAGAAUCGGUUCAAGACGCAGCAGGAUAUGAAGGACGAGGUGAUGGAUGCGGAGGGGAGUGGUGACAGAGGCUUGAUGGAAAAGGAUGAUAGCAAUCCAGUCGGUGAGGAGGUUCCGAAACCUUUCACCAUCUCAGCGACUGACCCCGACAAUCAACCAGCAGCCCCUCCCGGCAUCACCGACGAGCUCACCUCCGCCGCCUCCCUCGACAUCACCUCCGACUUCAUCCCCCCCUCCCAUCCUCCACCUUUCUCCACCACCUCCACCUCUCCACCCUACGUCGAGCAGUCCAUUACCGACCACGACAUCAUCAUCCACUUUGGCGACCUCAACUUCCGGCUCGACCUCUCGCACUCGGAAGCGCACCGUCUCAUCCGUCAGAACGAUCUCGCUACGCUCUACCGGUACGAUCAGCUGGAAUCUCUGCGGACGUCCGGAUCGCUGUUCGACGACUUCCACGAGGGCAGGACGGCGGCGUUUGCACCUACGUACAAGUUCGACAGGGGCACGGAUGUGUACGAUACGAGCGAGAAGAUGCGGGUUCCGGCGUGGACGGAUAGGGUGUUGUGGUGUGUGACGCGCGAGUGGGAGGAGGAUGAGGUGGCGAAGGAGUCGAUGACGCGGGAGGAGGGGGAGAGGGAGAGGAGGCAGGGGGUGGUGUUGCAGGAGUAUGCGAGCGUGACGGAUCUCAAGUUUAGCGAUCAUAGGGCGGUGCGUGCUACGUUCAUCGUUAGGAUCAGGUGA
This is a messenger RNA of Pseudozyma hubeiensis SY62, 2070 nucleotides long. RefSeq names its product endonuclease/exonuclease/phosphatase. Gene Ontology annotation, molecular function: phosphatidylinositol-4,5-bisphosphate 5-phosphatase activity. NCBI's taxonomy places the organism in Eukaryota, Fungi, Basidiomycota, Ustilaginomycetes, Ustilaginales, Ustilaginaceae. The transcript has a single exon. The record is from RefSeq and is a predicted model, not a curated record. Gene Ontology annotation, biological process: phosphatidylinositol dephosphorylation. The coding region runs from base 1 to 2070 and encodes 689 amino acids.